AUGAACAAAGACACGCAAAUCCUCAUCGUCGGAGCCGGUUGCUUCGGUACCUCAACGGCAUACCAUCUCGCGCAGCGCGGAUACACUCACAUUCGCGUACUGGACCCCUACGCGCCUCCCUCCUGCGAGGCAGCUUCCACCGAUAUUAGCAAGAUCAUCCGCAGCGACUAUAACGAGCCGCUGUACGCGCGUCUAGCGAUUGAGGCUAUCGAGGCAUGGCGGUCUUGGCCACUGUUUCGAGGACUGUAUCGUGUUACAGGGUGGAUUCUGAGCGCGGCGAAGCUGUCUGUGCCGUUUGUCGAGGGGUCGAUUCAGACAUGUGAGAAUCUCGGUGUGCAGGGUCUUGAGAGGCUUACGACGGACGAAGUUCAGGCGAGAUUUCCAGUUGUCACUGGUUUGCUUGAUGGGUGGAAUAUCAAUGUCUGGAACCCGACGGCUGGAUGGGCGGCUGCUGGGACGGCUGUCGAGCGGAUGGCGGGUGCUGCGCAGGAGAUGGGUGUGAAGUACAGUUUCGGGCAGAGCAAGGGCCGUGUGCAACAGUUGAUACUGGAUAAUGUGUCCGGUGAGUGCCAUGGUGUUGUCACUGCCGAUGGGGAGAGACACAAGGCGGAGUUGGUUAUCUUGGCUGCUGGGGCUUGGACGCCUUCGUUGCUGGAUGUCAAGGGCCAGUUGACUGCUAAGGGACACAGUGUGGCGCAUAUCCAGCUCACGCCUUCUGAAGCUAAACGCUACGCUACCAUGCCUAUAAUGGAUAAUCUCGAAUUGGGUUACUACUUCCCGCCUCAGGAAGAUGGAGUGUUCAAGAUGGCACACAGUCAGUUCAUCACCAAUGUGCAAACAACAAAGUCUGGAAUCACAACUUCUGUUCCACACACGUUCGUCCAGGAACCUGCCGACGGACUGCCUCUCGAGAUUGAAGCUCAGAUGCGCCGUAACCUGUGGCGUGUGCUGCCCGAGCUUGCAGAUCGACCUUUCUGCUAUACGCGGCUUUGCUGGGAUGCUGAUACAGCUGACCGGCAUUUCCUUGUCACUCCUCAUCCUGACCACAAGCGACUUUUCCUGGCUACUGGUGGCUCAGCGCACGGGUUCAAGUUCUUUCCUAUUGUCGGCAAAUACGUUGCGGAAAUGCUUGAAGGGUCUCUCGACCCGAAAAUCGCGCGCCUGUGGCAAUGGCGAGCCGGGCAAACGAGCAUCGCGACGAACUUGGCGCAUUUGGAUCCGGAAAUGGAGUUAAAUGAUCUCACGGGAUGGAAGGAUCGACAGAUGCGUGAGAGGAGCGAUUCGAAAUUGUGA
Penicillium bovifimosum is the source of this 1293-nucleotide messenger RNA. RefSeq names its product NAD(P)/FAD-dependent oxidoreductase. The transcript has a single exon. The record is from RefSeq and is a predicted model, not a curated record. The coding region runs from base 1 to 1293 and encodes 430 amino acids. Gene Ontology annotation, molecular function: saccharopine oxidase activity; flavin adenine dinucleotide binding; sarcosine oxidase activity. Lineage: Eukaryota; Fungi; Ascomycota; Eurotiomycetes; Eurotiales; Aspergillaceae.